CCAGCAAGAGGGUGGUGGCUUGCUCCUAGAAGCCUGAGACCAGCAGCUGAAGCCAUGGCCACCACCACGUGCCAGGUGGUGGGGCUCCUCCUGUCCCUCUUGGGUCUGGCCGGCUGCAUAGCGGCCACUGGGAUGGACAUGUGGAGCACUCAGGACCUGUAUGACAACCCAGUCACCUCCGUAUUCCAAUAUGAAGGGCUCUGGAGGAGUUGCGUGCAACAGAGCUCGGGGUUCACCGAGUGCCGGCCAUACUUCACCAUCCUGGGCCUUCCAGCCAUGCUGCAAGCAGUACGAGCCCUGAUGAUCGUGGGCAUUGUGCUGGGGGUCAUCGGUAUCCUAGUGUCCGUCUUCGCCCUGAAAUGCAUUCGAAUUGGUAGCAUGGAUGAUUCUGCCAAGGCCAAGAUGACCCUGACUUCUGGGAUCAUGUUCAUCAUCUCUGGAAUCUGUGCAAUCAUUGGUGUGUCUGUGUUUGCCAACAUGCUAGUGACCAACUUCUGGAUGUCCACAGCUAACAUGUACAGCGGCAUGGGUGGGAUGGUGCAGACCGUUCAGACCAGGUACACCUUUGGUGCAGCUCUGUUCGUGGGCUGGGUCGCUGGAGGCCUCACACUAAUUGGGGGCGUGAUGAUGUGUAUUGCCUGCCGUGGCCUGACACCAGAUGACAGCAAGUGAGUCCUCCCCUUCAAAGCUGUGUCUUACCAUGCCUCUGGCCAAAACGUUGCCUACAGGCCUGGCGGCUUUAAGGCCAGUACUGGCUUUGGGUCCAACACCAGAAACAAGAAGAUAUACGAUGGGGGUGCCCGCACAGAAGAUGAUGAACAAUCUCAUCCUACCAAGUACGACUAUGUGUAGUGCUCUGAUACCCUCCCUGCCAACACAUGUGCAGAAGAAACCCUUCCCCAAGAAGAACUCACCCCAAAGCAAGGAGAUUCUACGUUGUUCCCUUGUUGCUUUUGACUGACAGGUGAAAGUUGGCAAAGCCUCAAUUUCGUCCAUGGAGAGGCUAGACAGUCUUGGCCACAAGUCUCUGUCUCUAAAUAUUUCAUUACGAAACAGCUGAGUUAUAAUUAAUGAGUUAGAGGCCUCUGCUUUUUGCCAUAGACUUUUUGAUCUGGUGAUGGAAUGUAAUUUGACUCACUGACUAAUACUUUGAUGAUUUAGAGAAACUUUUCUUCCUCAUACUUAAUAAGCCCGUUGAUGAUCUAUUUCCUGGCUUGACCCCCCCAUGGGAAUUUUUAAAGGGAAAUAAUAGAUUAAAAGGCAUUAUUUCCCACUCCAUUUUGCCUUACCCACCCCUAACUUGACCGAUAAUAAUGAACACUGAUUAAAGAAAGAAGGCCAGGGCAAAGAUAGUUG
Messenger RNA from Arvicanthis niloticus (Nile rat), 1356 nucleotides. RefSeq names its product claudin 18 (gene Cldn18). The record is from RefSeq and is a predicted model, not a curated record. NCBI's taxonomy places the organism in Eukaryota, Metazoa, Chordata, Mammalia, Rodentia, Muridae. Gene Ontology annotation, cellular component: membrane; bicellular tight junction. Gene Ontology annotation, molecular function: structural molecule activity.